This is a messenger RNA of Suncus etruscus (white-toothed pygmy shrew), 2394 nucleotides long. RefSeq names its product potassium voltage-gated channel subfamily A regulatory beta subunit 1 (gene KCNAB1). The record is from RefSeq and is a predicted model, not a curated record. Gene Ontology annotation, cellular component: extrinsic component of cytoplasmic side of plasma membrane; juxtaparanode region of axon; membrane. NCBI's taxonomy places the organism in Eukaryota, Metazoa, Chordata, Mammalia, Eulipotyphla, Soricidae. The coding region runs from base 348 to 1553 and encodes 401 amino acids. The transcript has 14 exons. Gene Ontology annotation, biological process: potassium ion transport; negative regulation of delayed rectifier potassium channel activity; transmembrane transport. Gene Ontology annotation, molecular function: voltage-gated potassium channel activity; transmembrane transporter binding; potassium channel regulator activity.
UCCAUCCCGGCCGCACCGAGCGGCUUAUUCCGGGCCACGCCCGGCCCAACCCCGCCCAGCGCUGCACACGCGUCGCACACGGGGACCGCGGGACCUAGGAGCGCGCACCCAGUCUCCAGCCUGCGCCCCGGAGCGCGCCGGGCACCCCGAGCCAGCGCGCUGCUUCUCGGCGCCCGCGGCCAGUGGCACAAGUUCGGGGUGCCCGGGGCUGAGCUGGCGCUUCUGGGACGGCCGUGCGGGGCGCGGAGCAGAAGAGCCCCCCGGUGCUGAGCCGCUCGGGGAGUCGAGCGCACGAGCCCCCCAGUGCCGGUGCGGGGCGCCGAGUGGGGCCGGCGCCCGCGGAAGCGAUGCAAGUCUCCAUUGCCUGCACCGAGCACAACCUCAAGAGCCGCAAUGGCGAGGACCGGCUUCUGAGCAAGCAGAGCUCCGCGGCCCCCAAUGCGGUGAGCGCCGCCCGCGCCAAGUUCCGCACGGUGGCCAUCAUCGCGCGCAGCCUGGGCACCUUCACCCCACAGCACCACAUUUCUCUCAAGGAGUCCACGGCCAAGCAGACUGGCAUGAAAUAUAGGAAUCUCGGCAAAUCGGGGCUCAGAGUUUCUUGCUUGGGUCUUGGGACAUGGGUGACAUUCGGAGGCCAGAUCUCAGAUGAGGUGGCCGAGCGGCUGAUGACCAUCGCCUACGAGAGUGGGGUCAACCUCUUUGAUACGGCAGAGGUGUACGCCGCAGGGAAGGCCGAGGUGAUCCUGGGAAGCAUCAUCAAGAAGAAAGGCUGGAGGAGGUCCAGCCUGGUCAUAACCACCAAACUGUACUGGGGUGGCAAGGCUGAGACAGAGCGAGGGCUGUCAAGAAAGCACAUCAUUGAAGGGCUGAAGGGCUCCUUGCAGAGACUGCAGCUCGAGUACGUGGACGUGGUGUUUGCCAACCGGCCAGACGGCAACACUCCAAUGGAAGAGAUCGUUCGCGCCAUGACGCAUGUCAUCAACCAGGGCAUGGCCAUGUACUGGGGCACCUCCCGUUGGAGUGGCAUGGAGAUCAUGGAAGCAUACUCAGUGGCGAGGCAGUUCAACCUGAUCCCGCCCGUGUGUGAGCAGGCCGAGUACCAUCUGUUCCAGAGGGAGAAGGUGGAGGUGCAGCUGCCUGAGCUCUACCACAAGAUAGGUGUCGGAGCCAUGACUUGGUCCCCGCUGGCUUGUGGCAUCAUCUCAGGAAAAUACAGGAACGGGGUGCCUGACAGUUCUAGGGCAUCCCUCAAGUGCUACCAGUGGCUGAAGGAGCGCAUUGUCAGUGAGGAUGGCCGGAAGCAGCAGAGCAAGCUUCAAGAGCUGGUCCCCAUCGCAGAGCGGCUGGGCUGCACUCUGCCCCAGCUGGCUGUGGCCUGGUGCCUCCGGAGUGAGGGUGUGAGCUCCGUGCUCCUGGGUGCAUCCAGCCCCGAGCAGCUCAUGGAGAACCUGGGCGCCAUCCAGGUGCUCCCCAAGAUGAGCUCACAGGUGGUGGCAGAGAUGGACAGCAUCCUGAGGAACAAGCCUUUCGGCAGGAAGGAUUACCGCUCCUAGGGGUCUGCACGCCCACACCCCACCUCUGCUUUCUUGUCACCGGGGCGCUUCUGGCCAGUCUCCUUCUGGCCCCGGGGCUCAUCCUAAGGUCUGGCGAGUUGAAGGAUCCUGAGCUUUAGCUGCUUCUCUGGCCAUGCAGUGCAGUGCAGCCCAGCCCAGAGGCACCCCAGCGGCCUGGGCCCUGAAGGGGGCGUCGCUAGCAAGCUGGAGGGCUCAACCCCUGACUGCUGCACAGCCUGGCAACACUUGUGACCCUGCAACCACACUUGGCCCUGAGGCCGUGUUUGCUGAGGCAAUGGCAGUUCAAAGGGCGGUUGGGGCUCCAGGGGUGCAGAAAGAAGGGGGUCUUGGCAGCGCAGUGAUCAUCUGCAUGCCAGCUCUGCAGGCACCCUGGUUCAGGCGCCUCAGCCUCCCACACUUCUGGUCGCUUUGGUCCACCUGAGAAUACUGUGGAAGACUGAGAAAAACGCGCUUUCUCUCUUCUUGGCUGUGUGCAGAGGGGCUGAUGGAACCUCUGAGCAAAACAGACUCAACUUUCUAAAACUGACGGAACUUUCCGGUGCAUGGCCUGCCCCACUUAGAACCUCGGGCAUUGGCGAGUGGAUGGCACCACCUGCUUCCCGGUCCCACUGCUGCAGCUUUGUUUCCGCACACACGCUAGCAGCCCCAGCCCGGUUCUGUUGGGCCCGAGUGUAUUCUCAGAGUGAGCUGAGCAGGGUAGUGCUCACUCUUUAGUGCUCCCCCACACCCACCCACCCACUGACUAGGCGGUGGAACAGCGUGUUAUGUGGCUUAACCUGCUUCAAAUAAUAAAAGCAUUUUGUGUGUUUCCUCCCUGAGA